AUACUUCUGAUUCUGGGGCCAUCAGUGCUUUUUUGCAUAUAUAUUGCCCUGGCACCAAAACCGAAGCUUCUACCAGCACAUAGAAUGAACUUGUGGACUUCGACAUAGAAACGAGAGACUUUUGGAAUAUCCCUAUUGCGAUCCAGCAUUCGUCUGCUGACUCCAGUCAUAAUGGUCUUGAUAAAACUCUCAUUGCUUGCCAAAUUUCUUGUUUUCGCGAACGGUAGGCUCAUCGUCGAUACUGGAUACGCAAAGUACCGUGGCAACCUUUCGUACCUCGACACUGUCGCAUAUCUUGGUAUCCCCUAUGCAGAACCUCCUCUCGGUGACCGUCGGUUUCGUGCACCCAUCCCUUUGAACACUGCGCGAAUCGCACUAGAAGCGAAUGGUGCUAUCUUCGAUGCGACAUUCUACCCCGACUUUUGUGUCCAGGGGUCUACUCUGGUCGGUGACGCAGGAGGCGCAGGUAGUGAAGACUGUUUGAAUGUUAACAUUUAUUCACCCGUCAAUGGAAGCAAUUGUAGGCAUCUCGACAGCAUGCGAAACAUUGCUAACGAUGCCCUUCUAGUACCCGUACUUGUUUAUAUCCAUGGAGGAUCCUACGUUUACGGCAACCCGGCCACCUUUCCAUUCGACCAUUGGGUCCAUCAAAGCCUUAACGUCGUCAUCGUCAUCAUCUAUUACCGUCUUUCGUCCUUUGGGUUCCUCGCUAUC
Messenger RNA from Desarmillaria tabescens, 714 nucleotides. RefSeq names its product Alpha/Beta hydrolase protein. The transcript has 3 exons. The annotation marks the transcript as partial. Lineage: Eukaryota; Fungi; Basidiomycota; Agaricomycetes; Agaricales; Physalacriaceae. The record is from RefSeq and is a predicted model, not a curated record.